This is a messenger RNA of Oryzias melastigma (Indian medaka), 2332 nucleotides long. It is a transcript of the gene tmem110l, whose product is annotated as transmembrane protein 110, like. The record is from RefSeq and is a predicted model, not a curated record. Gene Ontology annotation, cellular component: membrane. NCBI's taxonomy places the organism in Eukaryota, Metazoa, Chordata, Actinopteri, Beloniformes, Adrianichthyidae. The coding region runs from base 265 to 1182 and encodes 305 amino acids. The transcript is spliced from 8 exons.
AUGCUAUUCUUUGUCAGCUUUUAUUUUGUAAAUUCGGUUAUCGGAAGUGGGGCUCCUUGUUUUUGUUUCUUCAGUGGACGUGGAUUUUUCAUGCUACUCUGAUGAUCGAUCCCGUUCUUCCACUGAGGAAUCACGAGAUGUAGCCGCCAAAAACACUGGCGCGGGUUUUACCUUCCAAACAGGUCGGAAUUUGGACAUUUGGAGGGAGCGCGAGGCGAAGAACCGCUCCGUUUUUUUAUUCCCCCUUUUCCCCUCUGGGUCAUCAUGGACUUGGUGGGAUACAGCGGGCUUUUCCUGGUCAGACGGGUUCUGGACAGUUCGACCUUGGAGGUCACGAAUAUGACCGACAUUGACGACACCAUUCCUCACGGCUGCGAUAACGGAGCUCUGACGGACAGGUUCGGGGUUCUGAUCCAGGGACUGCUGGCCGUCGUCGCCUUCAGCACUCUGAUGUUGAAGCGCUUUCGGGAGCCUUUGGGGAUCAGGAGACCGUGGAGGAUCUGGCUUUUCGAUACGUCCAAACAAGCCAUCGGCGCUUUGUUCAUCCACUUUGCCAACGUUUUCCUGUCCACACUCACCAAAGAGGACCCCUGCUCUCUGUAUCUGAUCAAUUUCCUGCUGGACGCAACUCUGGGCAUGCUGGUCAUCUGGUUGGCUGUCAAGCUGGUGUCAAAGCUAGUGGAGGUCAAGCAGUGGUCCCUGUUGAGGUUUGGAGAAUAUGGUGACCCCCCCCAGGCGGCGCCGUGGCUCGCUCAGUGCGGCAUCUACCUGCUCAUCAUGGUGCUAGAAAAAGGUGUGGUCACCCUGGUGCUGCUCGUCCCAGGAUGGUCCCAGCUGCAGGAGGUGCUGCUGAGCUACAUCGCUAACCCUCAGCUGGAGCUGGCGCUGGUCAUGCUCAUCGUGCCCUUCAUCGUGAACUCCAUCAUGUUCUGGGUGGUGGACAGCCUGACCAUGAGGAAGUACAAAACCGUAAGCCUUGAUGACGCCUGUGGCGGACUGGUGACGGAGGCCGACUCCCGGCCUCGAGGGAACAGCGAGGAGACGCGGGUUCUGCUGAUGGUGGAGACGGACACAGACGACGCUUCGGACCAGGAGGAGGAGGAGGAGGAGCCAGCCGAGGUCGGAGAAGGUCACGUGCAGUUUUCAGGUGGACCUGUGAGGCCCAGCUGGGUGUUGGUGUGAAUCCCCGCCCACUCCGAACCUUUCCCUCCGGGAUCAGCUGGAGGGGCGGAGCUACCUUCCUCUGCAGUCAGAAGCUCCACUUUUGUCCUUUCGUCUCGUUUUCUGGGCCAAAAACUGUCAAUCUGCGUCACAAUCUGAUUAAAUAUAGGUUUAUUUCUACAAGUUAUGGUCAAAAUUAUUUUUAAAAACACUUUUCAUAUAUUUAAAGAAAUAAACUAAAACAAAAGUGGAAAUUUAAUUGAUAAAUUUAUGAAUUUUUACAUAAAAAAUGUAUUAAAAUCUGAUUUUUGCCUUAAAAAAUUUUUUUUUUCAAAGUAGAACAAAUGUGAUGAUAUUAUAUUAUUAUUUAAAGUAAAGCCCAGGCCAUAAAUGUGUGAAGGGAGACUUUUAUUAAGUAUCUCAAGGGCUAGAAUCUAACAGACAGAACAGGAAUUUUUGGGUCUCAUUUAUCACAGAUUGUGUUCCUGCUCUACUUUUGAGUAAAACCACCUUCUUUAAUGGAGAUGCGGCCUCAGUCAUUCCUCAGGUGGUGUUUGCAGCUCCAGGAUAAAACAUGUUUACAUUUCUGAGAUCGCUCAGGUCGUAUGAAUUCACGUGUGUUCAGCCUUUUUUUUAGGUUACAUUCAUGAGGAAAGGUCGAAAGGUCACGACACGACGGAGUUCAGACCGUCUGAAUUCCAGGAAAACAGGGAAUCGAACCUUUUUUUACUCUUUUUGUUGUUGCUUUAAAGUGGCGGGAUUCUAAACUUGUAAUAUUUCAUACGUAAAAAUAAUAUUAAAUGUAAUAUUUCAUUUUACAUGUUAGAUAUGGUGUUUAAGGGCUAUUUUCUCACUGAUUUUAAAGUAAUCAUUUGCUUUAAGAACAUUUUAUGUAACCAAAGUUCUUUUCUUUUUUUAAAAGUCAAAAACAAUAAAAAUCAGACGUUUGUGUUUGUUUUUGAGGUCAUUUUGCCUAAACAUCCCAUAUUAGAAUACACACACUUAUGAAAAUGACAGCAAAUUUUGGGAACAUAAAUGUAAAAUUUCAGUUUUUCUGUUUCAUUUUGUAAACUUUUUAAAGUGUUUAUAGAGAUGAACUCAAAUGUAAAUGUCGUUUCAGGCCAAAUGUUUUGGAUGUUAAAUCUGUGGUUUAUUAAAACUUUUAUUUAUA